GCAGGUGGGCAGAAAGCUGAAGGAAAUGUUUUAGAAACCCAUUCAGAAAACAAAAAUCAAUAUAUAUCAUUACAAGGAAGCAGUGAACAAAACAAUGGAAAACAACAGCAAACCAACUGAAAAGAGGAUUGCAGUUGUGACAGGAGCCAACAAAGGGAUUGGUCUAGAGAUUGUUAGACAGCUUGCAAACAAUGGAAUCAUGGUCUUAUUAACAGCAAGAGAUGAGAAAAGAGGAACUGAAGCUGUUGAGAAGCUCAUCAAUUCUGGAGUUUCUGAUGUUAUGUUUCAUCAGCUUGAUGUUUCAGACUCUUCUAGUGUUGUUUCUUUAGCUCAAUUCAUCAAAACAAAGUUUGGCAAGCUUGAUAUCUUGAUAAACAAUGCAGGGGUUGGUGGUAAUAUUUUGGCACCACCUGAUCAAUAUGCAGAAUCAAAAGACAGAUCAGAGGAAUUUCAAGUUGCAAGGUUGUUCAAAAUGAUCUCUGCAUCAACUGAGACAUUUGAUGGUGCAAAAGAAUGCUUGGAAAUAAACUAUUAUGGCACCAAGAGAGUUACUGAACAACUCAUUCAACUCCUUCAGUUAUCUGAUUCUCCAAGGAUUGUCAAUUUAUCUUCUAUUUUUGGAAAACCAGAGUUCAUGAGAAAUGAAAGGAUUGCAGAGAAAUUAAGUGACAGAAAUGGGAUAACUGAAGAAGAACUGGAUGAACUGAUGAAAACUUUUCUUGAUGAUUUCAAAGAAGGAAAAUUGGAAUCAAAUGGGUGGCCAAUUUGGUUUAUCUGCAUACAAAGUUUCCAAAAUAGCUAUAAAUGCAUACACAAAGAUACUUGCAAAGAAGUUUCCUACAUUUUGCAUCAACAGUGUUCAUCCUGGUUUUGUGAGAACUGAUAUUAGUGCAAAUAUUGGAACAAUGAGCCCUGAAGAAGGUGCUAAUUGUCCUGUCAUGCUGGCAUUGCUUCCCAACAAUGGUCCUUCAGGUUGUUUCUUCAUGGAAAACAAGCCAUCCUCUUUUUAGAAAGUUCUAAAUAAUAUUACUACUAAACACUUGAAUUAAGAGAGCUAGCCAUGUGUAUUAUAUGUAUUAUUGCAUUGUCUCAUAAAUAUGUCCUGGUUUCAAUAAUAAAAUUUUUGUCAUGCAACUUGCAGUGAUUUUUUCU
Molecule: messenger RNA, 1152 nt
Organism: Dioscorea cayenensis subsp. rotundata (Guinea yam)
Lineage: Eukaryota; Viridiplantae; Streptophyta; Magnoliopsida; Dioscoreales; Dioscoreaceae
Product: salutaridine reductase-like
Exons: 5
Coding region: 95-883 (262 amino acids)
Cellular component (GO): membrane
Source: RefSeq, a predicted model, not a curated record